Messenger RNA from Phodopus roborovskii (desert hamster), 7707 nucleotides. RefSeq names its product ALF transcription elongation factor 3 (gene Aff3). Bases 160 to 3912 code for a protein of 1250 amino acids. The record is from RefSeq and is a predicted model, not a curated record. Gene Ontology annotation, cellular component: nucleus; super elongation complex. Gene Ontology annotation, biological process: regulation of gene expression. The transcript is spliced from 23 exons. NCBI's taxonomy places the organism in Eukaryota, Metazoa, Chordata, Mammalia, Rodentia, Cricetidae.
CGGGGAAGGGUGGCGGGCGCGCGGGCGGCGGCGGCGGCUCGGGCGCGGCCGGGAUGCACCUUAGCGGGCGCCUUUCGUUGCAGCGCGCGGGCGGCCCGAGCCUCGGCGGCGGCGGCGGCGGAGGACACGGCGGCGGCGGCGGUGCUGACACCUCCCACCAUGGACAGCUUCGACUUAGCCCUGCUCCAGGAAUGGGACCUCGAGUCGCUGUGGGGCGAAGACAUCUUGAGCCAGAGGAAUGAUUCUCUAGUUCUGGAAUUUCAGUCAUCAGCCAGCAGAUGCAGGAGUGUCUAUGAACCAGAUAGGAGUGCGUUACGGAGGAAAGAACGAGAAAGAAGAAGCCAGGAAGCGCAGCAGGACAGUGGCGGCUUCAAUUCCAGUUACUCUCUCUUCAGUGAACCCUACAAGACUAACAAGGGGGAUGAACUCUCCAACAGGAUCCAGAAUACACUAGGAAAUUACGACGAAAUGAAAGACUUUUUAACCGACAGAUCCAACCAGAGUCACCUUGUCGGCGUCCCCAAGCCAGGCGUUCCUCAGACUCCCGUCAACAAGGGGGAUGAACAUUUCGUGGCUGAGUCAAGAGCGCAGCCCCAGCCCUCAUCUGUCUGUAGUACCGCAUCGUCUACACCCGCGGCCGUCCCCGUGCAGCAGAGUAAGAGGGGCACCAUGGGCUGGCAGAAGACCGGGCACCAACCAUCUGACGGCCAGCAGAGAGCAGCACCACAGGGCUCUCUCAGGACCUUGCUCGGCGACGGUGUCGGCAGACAGCAGACGCGGGCCAAGCAAGUGUGCAAUGUGGAUGCGGGGCUUCAGGCCCAGGAGAGGCCACCCGCAAUGGCAGCCAAGCACAGCAGCAGUGGGCACUGCGUUCAGAACUUUCCUCCGUCCUUGGCUUCAAAACCCAGCCUGGUCCAGCAGAAACCAACAGCGUACGUGCGGCCAAUGGACGGCCAAGACCAGGCUCCUGACGACUCUCCUAAGCUUAAGUCCUCCACAGAGACUGGCGGGCACUGUACGUCCUACCGAGGGGUCCCAGCCAACAAACCGGAGUCAACCAGAUCCAAGGCCAAGCUCGCUAAGUUCAGCAUCCCCAAGCAAACAGAGGAGAGUAGAUCUGGAGAAAGCAACAGCUGUGUGGAAGAAAUAAUUCGGGAGAUGACCUGGCUUCCUCCACUCUCUGCUAUUCAAGCUCCUGGCAAAGUGGAACCGAGCAAGUUUCCAUUCCCAAAUAAGGACUCUCAACUUGUAUCCUCCGGACACAAUAAUCCAAAGAAGGCUGAAGCGGAGCCAGAGAGCCCAGACAAUGGCACAUCGAAUACAUCGAUGCUAGAAGAUGACCUUAAGCUAAGUAGUGACGACGAAGAGAGUGAACAGCAGGCAGCCCAGAGAACAGCUCUCCGCGCCCUAUCUGACAGCUCCGCGGUCCAGCAGACCAACUGCAGAGGUUCCCUGCCUUCCAGCAAGGGCAGCGGCAGCAGCAGCGGCAGCAGCAGCAGCAGCAGCAGCUCCAGCGACUCGGAAAGCAGCUCUGGAUCCGACUCAGAGACCGAGAGCAGCUCCAGCGAGAGCGAGGGCAGCAAGCCUCCACACUGCUCCAGCCCCGAGGCGGAACCUGCGUCCUCUAACAAGUGGCAGCUGGAUAAAUGGCUAAACAAAGUUAAUCCUCACAAGCCGCCUAUUCUGAUCCAAAAUGAAAGCCAUGGCCCUGAGAGGAAUCAAUACUACACGCCAUUGAAAGAUGAAGGGCAGGACCGCGGGAAACUUCCCGAGAUCUGCCAAGCCAGCCUGAGAGACAAGGACCUCAAGGCUGCCUGCAAGGAGGAGCAGAGGCCUCGGACCGCGAACAAGGCCCCUGGCAGCAAGAGUGUAAAGCAGAAGUCCCCACCGGCCGCCGCCACUGUGGCUGUGACCUCAGCUGCCCUGCUGCCUGCUGCGCCCAGUGCACCCGCCGAGACCGCACCCACGCCCACCAGGAGGUCAGCAGGCAAGAAACCCACCCGGCGCACCGAGAGGCUCUCAGCUGGGGACAGUGCCAGCUGCCACCGGCCAGAGGAGCCCGUGGCCCAAGAUACACUGGGGGCUAGUGUGGUGGGACCCCCAGAGCCCCCCAAAACCAGACCCUGCGGUAACAGCAGGACGAGCCACCGCAAGGAGCUGCGCUCCUCCGUGACCUGUGAGAAAAGGCGCACGCGGGGGCUGAGCAGAAUUGCCCCUAAAUCCAAGGAAUUCAUUGAGACUGAAUCCUCGUCUUCAUCCUCCUCCUCUGACUCGGACCUGGAGUCGGAGCAAGAGGAGUACGUCCUGUCCAAGGCUCAGACCACCACCGGGAACGAGCAGCGACUGAAGGAGGCCGCCAGUAGCAACAGCAACAGCAGCGCCUCCAGGGCCCCCGUGGGCUCCAUCAACGCUAGGACCACCAGUGACAUUGCCAAGGAGCUAGAGGAACAGUUUUACACGCUGGUCCCCUUUGGCCGGAAUGAACUGCUCUCUCCGCUAAAGGACAGUGAUGAGGUCAGGUCUCUGUGGGUCAAAAUUGACCUGACCCUCCUGUCCCGGAUCCCAGAACACCUGUCCCAGGAGCCUGGGGUCUUGAGUGCUCCUGGAGCCAAGGACACUGAUAGUGCCCCGGCCAGCCAUGCGUUAGACAUGCCUGCUGAAAGGACCAUGCCAAAAUCCAAGAGGAAACGCAAGUGUGAUAACGAAGAUGACUACCGGGAGAUAAAGAAGGUCCAGGGAGAGAAGGACAGUACUUCACGUCUGGCCAUCUCCACUAGCAACACCUUGUCCGGGAGCCACUGCAACAUGAACUUCAACAGCUCGGCAAUACCGAUAAACAAAAGUGAAAGAACGCUCCGAUCCCCGUCCUCGCCGCUCUCUGACGCUUGCAAACACAAAUACUCCAGCGAGGACCUGACCUCUUCCAGCCGCCCUCAUGGCAAUGGGGUGUUGACUUCCGCCUCCUCCAACAAAAAGCCGAAGGCUGACAGCCAGCUGCAGUCACACCCUGGAGACCUCACGAAAGCAGCUCACAACAGUUCCGAAAACGGCAUCCUCCAUACCAAGUCACGGCCGCAGACUGAGCCAUGGUCUCCAGGUUCCAGUGGCCACAGGGACUGCAAGAGACAGAAACUGAUCUUCGAUGACAUGCCUCGUAGUGCAGAUUAUUUUAUGCAAGAAGCUAAACGGAUGAAGCAUAAAGCAGAUGCGAUGGUGGAGAAGUUUGGGAAAGCUUUGAACUAUGCCGAAGCAGCCUUGUCCUUCAUCGAGUGUGGGAAUGCAAUGGAGCAAGGCCCAAUGGAAUCCAAGUCUCCCUACACCAUGUACUCGGAGACGGUGGAGCUCAUCAGGUACGCUAUGAGACUAAAAACCCACUCAGGCCCCAACGCCACACCAGAGGACAAACAACUCGCCGCACUUUGUUACCGAUGCCUGGCUCUCCUAUACUGGCGGAUGUUUCGACUCAAAAGGGACCACGCUGUAAAGUAUUCGAAAGCACUUAUCGACUAUUUCAAGAAUUCAUCGAAAGCUGCCCAAGCCCCAUCCCCAUGGGGGUCCAGUGGCAAGAGCACUGGAAGCCUAUCCCCCAUCUCUCCCAACCCUUCUCCCCCCAGCUCCGUGGGGUCUCAGGGCAGCCUCUCCAGCUCCAGUGCCCUGUCCCCGUCAACCAUCGUCAGCAUCCCCCAGCGAAUUCACCAGAUGGCAGCCAAUCACGUCAGCAUCACCAACAGCAUCCUCCACAGCUAUGACUACUGGGAGAUGGCCGACGACCUGGCCAAGGAGAACAGAGAGUUCUUCAAUGACCUGGAUCUGCUCAUGGGACCUGUCACCUUGCACAGCACCAUGGAACACCUGGUCCAGUAUUCCCAGCAAGGCCUGCACUGGCUUCGGAGCAGCGCACACCUGUCCUAGGGACCUUGCCCUCGAGCCAGACCGCAUUUUUCCUCUCCUUGGUGGCCCAGUGUUCUUCUGGACUCUGUGUUGCUGACAUUCCUAGCCCACAGCUUCUCCCAAACUGUGGUGAACAUUUCCUCAGACUCCAACAGUGAUCUUUUUCUGGGGCGUGUGUGUUUAGGUGUGGGUUCGUACGAAGCUUUCUGUGUGUGUGUGUGUGUGUGUGUGUGUGUGUAAGAUCAACAGCUCUUCGAAACACAGUUUCUUUGUCUGGUUCCUAUAAUCCCAAGCUAGACAACUGAUUAGAGAUUCCUCACUGGAGGAAAUCCACGCAGCACAGGCGUGUCCACACUCCCACAGACACAUCCCACCCCCCACCCCACCCCCAGUGCUAAGCCAUUGCCUUCUUAGAAAGUUCCACCAAAAUCUCAUGUGUUGCUGAACCUGGUGUGAUCCAGCACGCAAAAAGCAUAACUGCCGGAUGCAUUGAACCUAGCUCUUAUAUUAUUGAUUACUUUCAGUAUUACAUACAAGUCCCCAAUUGCUUUCGGUUGUUGUAUAUUAAUGAGCAAUUGAAUAAUGGAAACAAGUCAGUUAUUUUUGUGCCGGAAGUUCGCUAGAUUGCAUGUAACCACACUGCCUUGCCCGUCCUCUCUCUCAUACCCUCGCCCAGCCCUCAUCACCUACUGAACGGAACACAUUAUAAGCCGCCAACGUCCCUUGCCUCGUCCCCACCUAGUGUGCAGAUGGCCCCAGGAUUCAGCGAAAGCUCAACAACCACAAAAGCAACGGUGACCAUUUUGGUUUGGAAAUCCAGUCCACCCCUGUGGCAGUAAACCCUCCAGGCACACGGGUUUCCUCUUCCUGCCACUGUGAGUCUGUGGCCCUAGAGCCACCUGGCUGUUGUCAGCCAACACAUUGCAAGUCUUUUCUUUCUGCAAUAGCUUCCUUGCAGCUUGUCUUGCCCAAAUGAAGACACUGUCUAGAACAUGCCAUCCCUGGGUCUGGCCGUCGCUGUCGAGUCUGGGAGCCGGUCACUGCUGGGGUGUCUGCACGCACAGUGUGGGCUGUGAGUGCAUUUUGGUUUGGGGAUAUUUCUCAAGCUUUCCUUAAGCUCCUCACACUGCAAGGGAAGUUACCCCUUUGACGACCAUAACUCUGUCUGGAGUAGCAAUGACCGGAGUGUCUUACAUAUAGCUUGAGCAUCCGGUGUGUUUAUGACUUGACCAUAGUUCUUUUCUGGAUUGUUUUUGGUUUGAGUUUUGUUUUGGUUUUGGUUUUUGCUUUUUUGACUUUAUGUUUUAGUUUUUCAGCAUCUUGUUUACAGUUUUUGUCUGUUUUUUUUUUCUUCUCAUAUUCUGUCAUACCCUAGAGACUUAGUCUUCUUGUUAAGUAUAUGUGGAUCUGAAAUAUUAGUAUAAAGAAACAAGUCCUACAAACGAGAUGCAUCUUGCCACACUUUAAAUACAAACUAAUGUCCUCGAGUAAUUGUCACCAGUGUGCCAUGUCAGCCAGAGGAGGAUAGGUAAGACCACCUCUGCAGUCCAAUGUUGAAGGUGGCAGGGUCCUAGAGCAUGUGUCCUGUGUUUCCACGGUCUCCCCGCGAGCUUGGUUAUGUUCGUAUUGGCAUUUUGUCAGCCUUCUCAGUCGGCAGCAAAUAAGACUGCUCUCAUUCCCCAGAUCGUAGUGCAGAUUCAGAACAGCUGACCAUGGUUUGGCGAUCCAUACCAGACUGAAAUUUGUGGGAUUUGCGUUCGGCUUUGACCCUCAGACUCUUGAAAUUUUCAGCAGUACGUUGACUUCAGAUGUUUUGGACCAGAAAUUUUUUUUUUUAAGAUAUUGAAUAUUUGUGAAUACAUAAUUAGGGGAAGAGGACUCAAGUCUAAAUAUGAAAAUCAUUUACAUUUCAUAUAUACCUUGUAUACAUGAAAGUAAUGUCUGCAGUAUCGAUUGUAAGCCAUCCCAUGAGGUCAGGUAUGGGAUUCAUCCCUCAACGUCAUGUCACUGCUCAAGAAGUUUUAGAUUUUGGGGCAGGUUAUGUUUCAGAGCCUUGAGAUGAGAGCACCCCACCCGAUCUCCACGUUUAUAUUUAUCCACACCGCGUGCUCCUUGUGUCCCCUUUCACUUAACUGUCGGCAGGUUUGUGAUCCUAUCCUAUGUUCCAAGUCUGAAUAUAAGAGAUUUUCAAUCACCUUUUGUGCAGGAGUGAGACUUUGUUCUGGUUGCUGUCGGUGAAUUCUGGUGUAAAGUUCAAAUUCUCACAUAGAGGAGGAAUACCCUCAGGGCCUCUCUGCAACCUUGGGGAGCUUUUCUGGUCCCAACUCCCUUAGUUGUAGCACCCCUGGAUCCACAUCCCUGGAAAAGCCCCAUCAGAUUGCAAAGGUGGCCUAUGGCUCGUUGCCACAGCACAGGUUUGAUGAACACACUGGGGCCUGUUUCCUGACAGAACUUGUGGAAACUGGUCUCCUGGAGAUGUAGUCAGGGCAUCCAGGUCCUGUCCGUGUCUCGCCUCAUCCAUGGAGCAUGUGUCAGGCCCAGUGUAGGUAAUUUUAGGAAGAAACCAUCUUCCACUUGAUGGGAUUCAAUGUUGACAGUUCUGGUAAGGAACCGUCUUCAGCUUGAUGCCAUGGAAGUCCUCCAUAGCAUGUUCCUUUCCUUAGGCUGGAUUGCAGGUUGAAGCAUCUUUCUUAUGUUUUAUGGCUAUAAAAGUCCUACAUGUUCAUUAUAGGAAUUCAAAUAAUGCUGAAAUGUAGAAGAUGUAAGUUGCCUCACCUGCCCCAAGAUGACCACAGUUUGGUGAUCUGUAUCCUUCCAGAAGUUUUUCCUUUUAAACAUGAAAUGUAUUACCACUUGUGUCCAUCUGAAGACAUCCCACCAAAGACCAACUGGUCUUAUGUCCUGUGACCUGAGUAGAUGCCACCCUUUGUCACAUGUUAGAAUUACCUUUGAAAGGGAGUAUAUAAGUAUUCCUGCACAGACUUCUGCAUUAGUUAGCACUCUGCACAGACGAAUGUCCUCUGCAAAUGUGCUAGAGAGAGGUUUGCUUCUGGAAACAUCCAAAUUGCAAAUGGAAACUUGAACCCACUCUAAAGAGGAGUGUCCUGAAAAUAUACGCUAAACAGUUGACAAACCAUGCUCUAGACUGAACACGUGGAAUGCAAUGCAAUGAGACAUUGUGCACUGGAAUGUUUAGCAGUGGUGUUUGUGCUGAUGUCAGUUAUGUACGUCUCUGACGCCCAUACAAAAUAGACACAGUUUGUAUAAAUGCAUACAUUUGAAAAUACAUAUGUACAGUACAGCUAACACAAAACCGUAGUGCGCCUGACAUAUUACUAGUGCCUAAUACCGAGUAUAAGUCACUGCGUGUCCACGUCACCUUGGAAGUGCAGUCAUUGUUAUAAAAUUAAUCAAUGCAGCGACAUUAUUUAUGAAUCACAUCUUUGAAACUGUGCAGUAGCAUACGCAUAUAUAUUUUUAAACGACAUUUUUCACAGUUUUCCAGAGUUACUGUUGAAAUCUGUAUCGCCAAAAAGAGAGAGAGAAUGCAAGGUGUUUUAUUAUUAUUAUUAUUAUUAUUUUUAUUUUUAAUGAUGUAGACACUCCAGACACAGUGAUCUGCGUGUGGUUUCCUAUUUGUAGAUAACCAAGAGACGUUAGCAGUCACCAGCCUUAAUGCAUGUACAGGAUACUAUUGUGACUUAAUUUAUCUGCAGUUUUUAAUCCAUUACAAAAUUGGAAUUUAUAAACAGACUUGGAUUGAGUAUGUCUGCCUUUCUAAGGUUGCAAACGAUACAUUAAAUGAUUUAUGUUGUA